UCGUGUUGUGGGCGGGAAGGGAGCCACCAAAUCCUCGGGGGGAGUUGGAGGAUUGAAAAAAAGCAGCAAUCCGUGGAAUAACAUCCCCGGGAGGGAGAGAGAGAGACAGAGAACAGAAAGAAAGGGGCGGAGGAAAAGUUUCUUUGGGGCGACGCCGCCUGAGCCGCAGCAGCAGGAGCAGCCUCCUCUUGACAAGGAGCGCCUUUCAUCGCCGCUCAGGAGAGAAAAGGAGGAGAAGGAGCGAGAGGAGAGAGGCAUCCCUGCCCAGAGAAAGGAAGAUGAGGAUGCGGCUCUUCGCCUCCCGGAGGGUCUCCCCCGUUUUCCGCCUCCUUUGGUGCCUCCUGAGCGCAUCGUGGGCCUCUGCUGCCGGGCCCACAUACCUUCUAGCAGCUCCUGAGAUCAUCAGGCCUGGAGCAAACAUUACUAUUGGAGUCGCUCUGCUGAAGGCAAGCCCACCACAAGUUACAAUCAAAGCAGAAGUGCUUUCUGGGAACAAUUCAGUGCUUCACGGAGAAGGCGUAUUUCAAAGAGAUUCUCUUGGGAUACUUGUUCUUCCAGCUCUUCCCUUAGAAAGUUCUCCUGGUAGUUACAACUUACUCGUCAAAGGGUAUUCAGGAAGCCUGCUCCUGUUUUCCAAUCGUACUACCCUUUCAUUUGAACACAAGAGCUUCUCCGUCUUCCUACAGACAGAUAAAUCUGUGUACAAACCAGGGCAAGAUGUGAAAAUACGGAUUGUUACUCUGCAUCCUGACCUUAAGCCCUUCAACACUCCUGUAAAUAUAUACAUUCGAGAUCCUCGACGCAAUUUGAUUCAGCAGUGGCUGACACAGAAUGGGAAGCUGGGCAAGAUAGCCAAGCAAUUCAAACUAUCUAAACAUCCUAUGUUGGGUGACUGGAGUCUACAUGUUGAAGUAAAUGACCAAGUACACCAUCAGACAUUUACUGUCAUGGAAUAUGUGUUACCAAAGUUUGAGGUCUUUCUAACAACGCCACUAUAUUACUCCCCAAAAGCUAUGAAUUUCAAUGGUACUGUCACAGCAAAGUACACGUAUGGAAAGCCAGUGAAAGGGAAACUGACUGUUACUUGCUUCUCAGUGUUCUAUGGAAAGAAGAGAAAUAUCACUAAAAUGCUGGAGUUUAGUGGAUCUGUGAACUUUACACUUGACAGUCUGGAGAUGAAGAACAUAACAUAUGCAGAUUGGGAUCCCCAUGCUUUCCACCAGAUGCCCAUAGAGAUCACAGCUGUGGUUACAGAAACACUUACAGGAAUCAGCCAAAAUGCAAGUGCUACUGCAUUUCCAAAGCAUCAUGAUUACUCCUUAGAGUUUGUUGAGUUUCCAAGAGUUCUCAAGCCUUCUCUAACUUUCAUUGCUAUGCUGAAAAUAACAAGAUUUGACAACAAGCCACUUACACACGAUGAAAGGAUGAAUAAUGUAAUGGUCUCUUUUGAACCUUCCAAAAAUGUUGGCUUUUUCCAAAGAAUUUACUACAUGUACGAUGACGAUGACAAUGAAUCACAGACAAAUGAAACAGCGCAGAACCUGAGUUAUCCUGUUCCAGAAGACGGAAUUAUUCAAAUUGAAUUUCCAAUUCAGGAAAAUACAACAAGAUUGAAUAUUAAGGCCAAAUUUCUGGAAAGCCAAACUUCUAUAGCCAUACAUGACACCUUCUACUCUGCCAGCAUGACUUACCUUCAGAUUAAAAAAGCAAGUCAAGAUGUAAAGGCUGGAGCACCCUUGGAAUUGAAUGUCCAGAGCAACAAACCAUUGAAAGAGAUCAGCUAUAUGGUGGUAUCUAAAGAACAAAUUGUGGCUGCAGGUAAAAAGAAGUCUACAACAUUUACUUUAACCCCAGAAAAUUCCUGGGCUCCUUCAGCAUGCAUAAUUGCCUACCAUGUGGAUGAUAAUGGGGAAGUAAUAAACGAUGUCCUCAGGUUUCCUGUUCAGCCAGACUUCAAAAAUAAGAUUAAAAUGCAUUGGAGUAAAAACAAAACUAGACCUUCGGAGGAUGUCACUCUUAAAAUCAGUGUCACUGAACCCAAAACAACAAUCGGACUUCUUGUUGUUGACAAAAGUACAAAGCUGUUGGGGAAAAGAAGUGAUAUCACAGAGGAUGCUAUCCUCCAUGAGCUGAGUUUAUAUAAUACAGCACUCCAUUAUGGGGAAGCCAGAAAUGCCUACAGUGUCUUUCAGAAAUGCAAUCUCUGGGUAUUGACGGAUGCCAGCCUUCCAGAACAUAUUGGAGACUAUGAUUUCUUAGAUAGUGAAAGUGUAGAUUAUGCUCUUUAUGAUGAUGUUCACCAUCAUUUGGAGACCUCAGCUAUGCCUGUGGAUUUUGGUAAUCCCUAUGUAAGGACAAAUUUUCCAGAGACAUGGAUUUGGCGUGAAAUCAUGACAAGAUCUACUGAAACGACUGUGAAUGUAACUGUUCCCGAUACCAUUACUUCCUGGGUAGCCAGUGCAUUUAUAAUAUCUGAAAACCUUGGAUUUGGUGUGAUUAAAAUGCCCAUUGAGUUAGAAGUCUUCCAGAAGUUUUUUAUGUCUCUAAACCUCCCUCAUACUGUGACAAGAGGAGAGCAUUUUAUGUUGGAAGUAAAUGUAUUCAAUUAUAUGAAAGAAAACACUGAGGUCACAGUAACUCUUGAUACAAGUGACACCUUUGAAAUCCUUAUAAUUUCUAAUGAUAUAAAUGCCAUGGGAAACCAACGGUCAGUGUGGGUCCCAAGUGAAGAUGGGAGGACUGUCAUUUUCCCAAUCAAACCAAAGCAAAUUGGAGAGAUUCCCAUCAGAGUGACCGCAAUAUCUCCCAUUGCUUCUGAUGCUCUUUUCCAGAAAGUUUUAGUAAAGGCUGAGGGACUGGAACAGUUUCAUUCGCAGGCACUUAUUUUGGAUUUGGCAAAAAGAAGCAGUCUUACAGAAAAUUUGAACUUCACUUUCCCCUCUAAUGUUGUACCUGGCAGUGAAAGAGUUCAAAUCACAGUUAUUGGUGACAUGCUGGGUCCUUCUAUCAAUGGUCUUGAGUCCCUGAUCAAGAUGCCUUAUGGAUGUGGGGAACAAAACAUGAUCAAUUUUGCACCCAAUAUUUAUGUCUUGGACUAUCUGACUAAAACAGGUGACCUCCAGUCUAAUCUGAAAUCGAAAGCUGUGUCCUAUAUGAGAGAAGGCUACCAAAGGGAGCUUCUUUACCAAAGAGAUGAUGGUUCUUUCAGUGCUUUUGGAAACAGCGACCAUUCUGGAAGUACAUGGUUAUCAGCUUUUGUGUUACGAAGUUUCACUCAAGCUCAGCCUUUCAUUGACAUUGAUCCAUUCAUACUGGAAAAAACAGCAGCUUGGAUUGCCAGUCAUCAGAAACCGAGUGGAGAAUUCCAGGAACCUGGAAGAGUGUUACACACUGAACUCCAAGGAGGCACUAACAGCUCUAUCUCGCUUACAGCUUAUAUUAUGGCUGCCUUACUGGAGUAUCAGAUGGAUAAGUACGAUAAUAAUAUAAGAAGAGCUUUGAACUUUCUGGAAUUUAAAUUAAGUGAAGGCAUAUCUGAUAACCAUACUCUAGCUCUUGUGACUUAUGCUUUAUCGAUAGCAAGGAGUACAGAUGCAAAGAAAGCUCUGGAUUCACUGAACGAGAGAGCAGAACAACAAGGAGAUCACAGGUUCUGGAUCUCACCAGCUUCUGAACUUUCUGAUUCUUGGCAGCCACGUUCUGUAGAUAUUGAGGCUGCUGGCUAUGCACUGUUAUCUCAUGCUAAACAACAAAGAUUGUUAGAGGGGAUCCCUAUUAUGAAAUGGCUGAGUCAGCAAAGAAACCACCUGGGAGGUUAUUCUUCUACACAGGACACGGUGGUGGCUCUGCAAGCUUUGAGUGCCUGUGCAAUGUUGACUACUGGCAUUGAAACAGAAAUGGAUGUGACAGUUACUUCAUCCAGUGAAGAAAUUCCAGUGACGUACAAAAUCAAGAAAGAAAACCGCUUUCUUCUCAAGACCAAAGAGAUUGCAGCUACACAGCCAGUGGGAAUUACCAUUUCUGCAAAUGGUCGUGGUUUUGGAAUAUUUCAGCUCAAUAUUAUGUACAAUGUAGACAACUCACAUACCAGCCGGAGACGUAGAUCAGCACAAGAUCAAGAAGCCUUUGACUUGGAUGUCAUAGUGAAGGAUGACAAAAAAGAUAUUAAUCAUUUAACACUGAAUGUCUGCACUAGGUAUUUGGGUACUGGCUCAUCUUCAAGGAGUGGCAUGGCUCUUUUAGAAGUUGGAUUGUUGAGUGGUUUUUCUUUGUCACCCAGUUUCAUGUGUGUAGACGAUCCAAUUAAGAAGGUGGAGACAGAUGAGGGCAAAGUUCAUUUAUAUUUGGAUUCUUUAAAUGCAACACAGGUUUGUGUAGAUAUUCCAGCCGUGAGGGACUUCAAAGUAGCAAAUACUCAAGAUGCCUCUGUAACGGUGGUGGAUUAUUAUGAACCCAGAAGAAGAGCAGUGAGAAGUUACAACUCUGAAGUGAUGCAGAGUUUAUCAUCUUGUACCUUCUGUGAAAAGGAUGAAUGUGAUCUCUGUGAAACAGAUGGCUCUUCGUUGAUUUCUCUCUCUUGUGAACUGUUAGUUGUACACAUAAGCCUGCUAUAUUGUUGGCUCAUCUUAUAACGUGGACACAUUGUGUUCUGGCUGUUCUCCAUAAAGGUAACCCACAAAACGGAAUGUGGGACAUAGGAGAAUUUACACCCAAUAAGGCCCAGAGGUUGAGAACUCCUCACAAGAAUUCAUGUCUUAAAACAAAUGUAUCCUUUUUCAAGAAGGGUCAGAUUCUUCUCCGAGGCAUCAGAAUAGAAAGUUCCAGGCUGGAACCAUUUCCCCUAUUUUUAGUCUCAGUGUCAUCUCUUAUUCCCACCGAUGUUCAAGGGCAGAGUGCAAAAUCCUAUGCAGUAUGAUUUCAUGUGGGGCUUAGUCCCAGUAGGUUGGUAUAUCAUUGCAGCCUAAACUUUUGUGUCUAGUGACAGAAGGAAGAUCCAAACUCUAAAUUCUGGCUAUGUCAGAAACUUUAACAUUAAAAAAGAGAAUAUUUUAUGCAUUUAGGUGGCCGGAUUUAUCUGCAAAGAAGUAUAUAUUUUAAUGAAGUUCUUUAUUUGGGUACUGCAAAUGGAGAUUUUUUUUUUAAAAAAUAGUUUUAGUUGCAGAUAUUAUAUAUAAACAGGUUUACCUAAGCCAUAUCUUCAGUUUCAUUUGUGUUGCUUGUUAGGCUGAAUUAACAUUUAUGUAGAUGUAUUGUUGGCUUCAGUGGUGAAGGGUCAAGACCCAUAUCAGACAGGUUUAACGUAAUGAGCGUUUGUGGAUUAGGUUAACUUUUAUUUUACUUCUUGAUCAUAUUUCACAGACAUAAAGACCCAUAUAUGAACAGGAUUGUAUAAUAGGUAGAACAGGAAAAGUAGAAUAACACAAAGAAAGGAAACUGAGCUGCUUACAAGCAGCUAAACUUUAUUUACACUCAGGUUACAAAGUGAAGAAUUCUGAAAGCAGACAUGUUUCGACUUUAAAAUAUAUUUUGUGUAGUGUUUUUUUUAAACGAAACAAGAAAAGAUUUGUCACAAGGUCUUCUCAGCCUCAAUUUUAGAAAUUGUUUUAAUUUACAAUAUGAAAUAUAUUGCUUGGUUCACAGUUAGAGAAGCAGUUCAUAUGGUUGUCUAAUA
Anolis sagrei ordinatus is the source of this 5671-nucleotide messenger RNA. NCBI's taxonomy places the organism in Eukaryota, Metazoa, Chordata, Lepidosauria, Squamata, Anolidae. The record is from RefSeq and is a predicted model, not a curated record.